GGCAAAACCCUCUCUCCUCGCGUUCCCCCAACCCCAAACUCCCAAUGGCAGCCACGGCGAUGGAGCACGACGGCGGCGGCGGCGCAGAGGUGGUCACCCCGGGCGAGCUCCUCGGGGCCUCCUCCUCCCUCGCGGCCGGGCGCGGCGCCUACGCCGACGGCCACUCCGUGCGCGCGUCGGUCACCGGCCGUCGCCGAAUCCUGCCCCCCACUCCCGGCUCCUCCGACCAGCAGAGGUCCACGGUGGAGGUUGUCGGGCACAAGGCGCACGGAGCCGUCCCGCAGCCGGGAAGCGUCGUCAUUGCCCGUGUGACGAAGGUUAUGGCUAGGAUGGCUUCUGCAGAUAUUAUGUGUGUUGACUCAAAGGCUGUCAAGGAAAAGUUCACUGGCAUGAUAAGGCAACAAGAUGUUCGUGCAACUGAGAUUGAUAAGGUGGAUAUGUACCAGUCAUAUCGACCGGGCGACAUUGUCAGAGCUCUGGUUCUUUCUCUUGGUGAUGCGAGGGCCUACUACCUUUCAACUGCCAAGAAUGAACUUGGAGUCGUUUCUGCCCAAAGUAUAGCUGGUGGUACUCUGGUACCAACAAGUUGGACUGAGAUGCAGUGUGAGUUGACUGGCCAAAUUGAGCAAAGAAAAGUUGCAAAAGUGGAAUAGAUCCCGUUACUUUGCCUUGAUAGGAAGGUUAUGAUGAUGCUACCUGGGAUAUGCCUGAUCAACGACGCUGAGUCCUAUCGGGAUGUGAUCAUUGCUGCUGGAUUUAGCUCAUUAAACUUACUAUUGUGGCAGAAUCUCAUGUAGGCUUUUGAGUCUGAACUUUCAUGUGUAUCGUGUAAUACAGUUAUGCUUCUGGAAUGUAAUUUAGGUGUUGAUACAA
Molecule: messenger RNA, 873 nt
Organism: Lolium perenne
Lineage: Eukaryota; Viridiplantae; Streptophyta; Magnoliopsida; Poales; Poaceae
Product: exosome complex component csl4
Biological process (GO): RNA processing
Cellular component (GO): nuclear exosome (RNase complex); cytoplasm
Molecular function (GO): RNA binding
Source: RefSeq, a predicted model, not a curated record